UGUGCAAACUUAAAACCUAGUGUGACUUAUAUCCUCAAUGGAGGUGUUGUAACCUAUGGUUUUGAGGAAGUGGCCUUCGUAGCCUUGUGGUUUGUUCUUGCGUACAUGUUUUGAAGGAUGGCAGGAAGGAGAGGCUGGCGAUCUUCUCCUUGCUUCGGUAGGGGUAGUGAUGGUAGGAAGGCUUUUAGGACAGGGAACUAUUGGAAGGUAUUGGAAGGCAAGAGUUUUGGGGCAUGUGAACAAGUAUUCCAGGACGUCCAAGCUGUUGGGUUCGACCAUUUAGCGACAAAAACUUCAUUUGAGGAGAUCGAGUUGCUUUCUUUGGAUGAUGACCAGUUAUGCAGGGGCGAUCCUUGGAUUGUGGACGGAAGGAUUAUUAGCCUUGAUCGGUGGUCGUGUUUCUUUAUAUUGAGGAUAUAAAGGGGUUUGUCACACCAAUUUGGGUCCAGUUUCCUCGAUUUCCUCUAAUGUAUUGGGAUCCUUCCAAUAUUGUUUGCAUUGCUGCUAUGAUUGGUGAACCUCUUUAGAUGGAUGGACAAUCUUCAUCUUGGGCUCAAAGUUAUUUUGCUCGAGUAUGUGUUCGCAUUGAUUUAAGAUAGAAACUCUCCAUAUGUUUUUGGAUUAAAGUCCUUAAUGGAAGGUUUUUUCAAAGUUGAGUAUGAGUGCCUCUAUC
Dendrobium catenatum is the source of this 673-nucleotide messenger RNA. RefSeq lists its product as uncharacterized. The record is from RefSeq and is a predicted model, not a curated record. Lineage: Eukaryota; Viridiplantae; Streptophyta; Magnoliopsida; Asparagales; Orchidaceae. The transcript is spliced from 2 exons. The coding region runs from base 118 to 420 and encodes 100 amino acids.